UACGCCGCGCACCCUAUACGUCGACGACCAGCGUGUAGUAGUAUAUUCCGAGAUCUGUGAAACGUCAGAUAAAUGCGCCGGACAUUUUCAUAGCUAACAUAUCAAUCGCCGACAUUUAAAUUAUAAACAAAAAAUAAAUAAAGUCAUAAUGCAGAAGUUACACGUAGUGCCUCCAAUUUUGAGAAAUAAAUGCCAUACGAGCUACGAAAUAUUUCUGAAAAACACAAGACAUGACUAAAGAUAUGAAAGCCCAAUAGGGCCCAAAGGGCACAGCAUGAGUAGUCAAGAUGAAACCGCAAGCCUGUUAGUAGGCCAGCCGUCGUUGACGAGUGCUUCUUCUCCGGCCAACUGCUCUAAACCAGUGCUGAUGCGUCAAGAAUGUACAACGUUUUUAGUGUCUUCUCAUCAUCCUCAGUUGUCUGUUUUUUCUGACAGCGAGGAAGACGGUUCACUGUGCUUGGAAGAAAACAGCACUAGAUCUGUUCCUGACAUUGAGUUACAUUGCAGGUUAGACGUGAAGGGGUGCAAGCAGAACCUCUCGUCGAACGUACCAACAAGAAAUAGAAGUUCCUCCAAUGCAUUUCAACUAGCGCCUUAUACGUCAGCAUCUCCUAGGGGAAUCCUUGAACGCAGAACCUCGCAAACACUUGCAUCGAACCUGAAAAUUGUUCGGUCGGUGUCUCGGGAGAGCAUUCGCUCCAUUCAUCAUUGCACCUGUCCUUGCCUUAGCGCGCCGGUAUCAUGCAGUUCCUGUCCAGUAACAACGCCAUCUGUAGUUACUACAAGAAUAAUUCGGCAAAGUUCACAGCCUGAGGCAUCUGGGCCGUGCUGUAGCUCAAAUUGCGUACACGGUACAUCAGCAUCGACAUCUUUGAGACAACUAAGGGACCACAGUGACGGUAUCGCUGGCAUUGCAGCUGAUUCCCUAAGAAUCAAUGGUGCUAUGCGGAAUUUCCGCCAGGGCUCUGGCUUGCUGUGUUCUACACAAACUAUGGCGCAGGCGCGCCGAACACGACUCAAGCGCGCUCUAACAGAAGUUACCAGCGAUACUGUGACCUAUGUGAAAACGUUGCGCAAACCAGUGUCAACUCUUUCGAUACCCGGGGCUGUUAAAAAUUCAAGCAGAGACUCAGGUGGGGGCAAAACUGCACAGGACGAUCAAGGAAUGGCGCUGCCAGGACAUAUGGACUAUCCAAGGUUUAUGGAAGAGAGAGGAUUGAGUACGGGUUACAAAGGACCUUCUUCCGGAAGUUUAAAACACAAACCAAAUGUUGGUUAUAGACUUGGGCGGCGUAAAGCUCUUUUUGAAAAAAGAAAGAGGAUUAGUGACUAUGCCUUAGUUAUGGGAAUGUUCGGAAUUAUAGUCAUGGUCAUAGAGAAUGAACUUUCAAGUGCUGGUGUUUAUCGUAAAGAUGAAUUUUAUUCAAUUGCGCUCAAAACACUGAUAUCUGUUUCAACUGUGAUUCUUCUUGGUCUAAUUGUAGCCUAUCACGCUUUAGAAGUACAGCUCUUCAUGAUAGAUAACUGUGCGGAUGACUGGCGAAUCGCGAUGACAUGGCAAAGAAUAUGCCAAAUUUCCAUGGAGUUAAUAAUAUGUGCCGUACAUCCAAUUCCGGGACACUAUUUGUUCGUGUGGACGACAAAAUUAGCUAAUAAAAAUGGCGGUAUCGGAAGAAAGUGUGUUCCAUACGACGUGCCACUGUCGUUACCGAUGUUCCUGAGACUCUAUUUAAUUUGUCGAGUUAUGUUAUUGCACAGUAAAUUGUUCACGGACGCUUCUUCUCGGAGUAUAGGUGCGCUCAAUCGAAUUAAUUUUAAUACUAGAUUUGUUUUAAAGACUCUUAUGACUAUAUGUCCUGGUACGGUGCUUCUAGUCUUCAUGGUUUCCCUUUGGAUUAUAGCCAGUUGGACAUUAAGACAGUGUGAAAGGUUCCAUGAUGAGGAACACGCAAAUCUUCUUAAUGCAAUGUGGCUUAUAGCUAUUACCUUCCUCAGUGUAGGCUUCGGAGACAUUGUUCCUAACACUUAUUGUGGAAGGGGAAUCGCAGUCAGUACAGGUAUAAUGGGAGCUGGUUGUACAGCCUUAUUAGUAGCAGUAGUAUCAAGAAAAUUAGAAUUAACUAGAGCGGAAAAACAUGUACAUAAUUUUAUGAUGGACACGCAGUUGACGAAACGGUUAAAAAAUGCAGCUGCAAAUGUCCUACGUGAAACCUGGUUGAUCUAUAAACAUACAAGGCUAGUGAAAAGAGUGAACCCAGGUAGAGUUAGGACACACCAAAGAAAAUUUUUACUUGCUAUUUAUGCUUUAAGAAAAGUUAAAAUGGACCAACGUAAACUAAUGGAUAAUGCCAAUACGAUAACAGAUAUGGCCAAGACACAAAAUACUGUAUAUGAAAUAGUAUCGGACAUGAGCACAAGACAAGACAGUCUAGAAGAUAGGUUAACAACAAUGGAAGAAAAGUUACUAGCUCUUCAAGAGCAAUUAGAGUUAUUACCUGAAUUAAUCGCUACCAGAAUACAGACUCAACAAGAGAAAAUGGAGCAGCGAAGAAAUUUCCUUCAUCCAGAGUCAGCUGCUGGUCUCCAGCAAGCACGAAGUGUUCCACCUGCUUGUCCAUGGCCAGGUCCAACAUUGUUAGGGAAAUCUGUUAUUCCACCACCAGCAACAACAGGACAAAGUUGAGUUACUUGUGAAAGCCAUUUAUAAUAAAAAGAUCUAAUUUUAGCUGGGCACCGUGGAUUAAAAAAUUUAAUAUCUAGCAUUUCUAAAUUAAUUCAAAUUUCUAGUUAAAAUCCUUGAAAACAUGAUGAAACGACGAUAAAUAAAUUUAAAUAUGAAAAGGUGAAAUUAUCAUUGGGAAUUUCUAAGAUGAAUUUGGUCUAUAAAGCCCUAUUUGAGAAAAUUAAAAUACACUUAAUACAGUAUACUGUUUUUCAUUCCAUUACGAUAAUUAUCCAAAUAAUAUAAUUUAGAGAAACUUUGAAGUUGCUUUGACUUGUCAAUGAUAUAUUCUAGGGAAGAAAAAAUAGAAAUUGAUUUUAAACUUUUUCGGCAGGUCAUGUUUUCGUUGGGACAGUGUGUGCUUGUAUAUUGAUGAAUGAGAAUAAUUAUAACAAAAAAUAAUAUGAGUAAAGUAUACCAGUAAAUUAUUUUAACUAGCGAGUUCAAUUUGCGAACAUUCUAUAACAUUGAUAUAGGAAAGGAGUCUAAAGAAAGUUUCUUUCGUUAAUUUUUCAAAUUCAAAAAACUAAUGGCGGUAAGAAAUACUAUCGAAGCGUAUUCAAUUCGUCAUUUGUUUCUUUCAUUUGAAGAAUAAGACUAUAGGGUAUUGUAUGCUUUAGUUGUUUGCGUUUUUUUAAUAGAAGUUCGGAUUUAUUCUGGAAACCAAAUAAGGGAAAUAUAUCAGAAGGUUAAUAUUCUUUUGAAGUUUUGAUUUUCGGAAAAAGUUUUAGUCUUAUUGUUUUAAGAUGUUUUGCGUUAUUUUUGGACGUACUUCAAAAAUUGCUGGUAGGUAUUUCAGUUAUAUUUGAUAGAAUAAUUAGAAUAACGAAAUAACGCCUUUGCUCUCACUCAUCAAUUUAAUAAAUUAAUAUUGUAAUUUUAUUAGAUGAUUUCACUAUAUGGAUAUAUUCAUUUGUUUUGUAGAAAUUAUCAUGGUUAUAAUUGAUGGUAUAGUAGAGUAGAGAAUAUACAGUGUGUUCAUAAAGUAAUGUUACAGUCAUUUCAAAUUAAAAUUUUUAAAAAUUUGUUUACCGAACAGAAAAGAAUAAUGAUUCUAAUGAUAAGAAGUUACGGUGAUCGUAAAAAACUUACCAACCAAAUUACCAAAACUACAGUUUGAAAAAUUGUACAAUUAUUGAAGAAGAAAGUUCAACUGGAAAUAAUAGUCCUAAAACUAUAUGAUUAAAACUGCAACUAAAAAGGAUAUCCUUGGAUUUUAUGCAAAGUUGUGUAGUAACAUUAAAUUGUACAGUUAAUCGCAGAAAUUUCAGAUACUAGUCUUAGAUGCGAAAAACAAGGGCUAUUUAGAGUCAAUGUUUAGGCAGGUAUUUUUAGCAUUAUCGGACCAUUCUUUGUGAAAGCCAAUUUGAAUGAAUCAAAGUAUUUAAAUUUGUUAAUAAAUCUAAUAGUUCCAACAAUAAUAAAUAUUCCUAGUUUAAGUCUUAGUUUAAUGAUAUUUGGUUCUAGCAAGAUGGUUUAUCACCACACUUUAGUGUUGCUGUUCGGAAUUACUUAAAUGUAUAUAUUUUUCCAAUACAGAUGAAUUGGAGAAAAGGGCUAGCCAGAAUUUCCUGUCAAUCACGUUUCUGGGAUAUAUAAGAUUAAUUUGUUCUUGUUAAUUGAGAAUUGCAAGUACAAAUAGAUACGUGACUCCACAUGAUUAUAAAUUUAAUAAGUAUUUGUAAAAAGACAGAUUAUCAUGAAAAGGGCAACUAUUCAAACGAUGUACCUAAUAAUAAAUUUUAGAAUUCAAAAACAAAAGAAGAAAUUGUUUUUUUUUUACUUAAUUAAUAACAAAUUAUAAUGAUAAAUGUAGUAAAACUAUGAGGACCACUUUAUCAAUCAAUUGAAAAUCAUCUUAUUGUGGCCUAAAAACAAACAUUUCCAAUGAUCUUAUUAAAAAAUAUAUAACAAUUAUUAAUAAACUCAAAAAACUUCAAUGAUAUUCUUUCUGCAUAUAGCACAUAACAAACUAUGUUGUGAUUUUGUUAUGUGAUUGUCAUUUCUUAAAAUAUAGUACAAAUAACUUUUCUAUCAAGAUUCCCACUUGUGCAAAUAAAUGUGGAAAGAAAUUUUAUAGUUCAUUAAGUAAAUACACACUAGUUGUAAUAAAGUACUAGUUUAUUUUUAUUAUUUAUAUACCAAUUAUAAGAUCACCUUUUAAGAAAAUUUGAAAUUUUUUCUAGGGUUAAGACCAUGAUAGCUAAUAAAAGGAUAUAAUGCUUUAUACCUAUUACAAAGGUAGUUACAACCUCACUAAACCUUAAAAUGUGCCUAGAAAUGUAUAAUUCUUUGUAUAACCAAAACGAAAUAUAACUACCUCAUCUUUAAAUUUUUAAAAUAGUAACACCACAUAAUUCUGUUAUUAUGUGUAAGCUAUAAUCUCGUAAAUUACAUAAAAAAUAAAAAUUUGUUUAUAUAAUACCGAAUCGUACCAAUAUUCUUAUUUCAUACCUUGGAGUAUUUCACAUAUAUCGAUCCAGUAUAUUUGCUUUAAGUAUACUCUGAGAGUUUAGAAAUAUUACACCUAAAAGGAAUAUAUUGCGGACCUUAAUUUCUGUAGACUGUGCCUUAUAUCGAUGAUGAAAUAAUAAUAUUUACAAAAGUCUCUUGAAGAUGGUGUAAUUGUACAGUCUCCUCCCCAUCAAAUCCGACAUGUACGUUGGAAUUUAAAUCUGGUGAUCAAAGUGUCCACAGCAAAAUUUAACAUCAGCUUCUUGGACAAAGAUAUACAGCUGUCUUACUGCCUAGAAUCAAUACCAGUGGUGAUCGGCUACCUUUCUAUGGUACCUAAACACAAUCAUUACAUAAGAAGUUCUACUCAUAUAAUACGUACUAUGAAUUUUAAAAAUGAACGGAGGAUUCAAUUCUCAAUAUAAGUAUUGCUACUAACGGUGCCUAAAAUAUUUUUCAUCUCGUAUAAGUGUUUUCCGAAACUGGAGGUAAAUAGGUAAAGUACUAAUUCAACUUUCAGUCGCUACAACUUCAGUUUGAACUGAACGCAUCAGUGCUAAUUUUUUUAGCUAAUUUUGAAAGUUUCACUAUUUGAAAUAAGUAUUUCACAUUUCCCAAAAAAAAACGCGUGCAAUGUGCAACAUUAGAAUUAUCGUUCGAGUGCCAAGUAUAAAUAUAAAUUCUUCCAAAUAGCUAUGAAAAUACAAAUUAGACUAAAGGCACGGUCUAUUAUUGAUAAAUACAACAAUAAGCAUAGGUUUAUUUCAUCACUAUAAUUAACACAAUAAUUAACAAAAUUAGCUUUACGAGAAGAUAUUUAUAAAUUCACGGCUUUAUGAAUUCACAUUUUAACUUUGCAUUUACAUUAGUAAAUGAAAUUAUUGAAUUUUCCAAUAUAUCCACGUUGCCAGCUACGAUGAAUUUUAGAGCCUUAUAUUACAGUAUUAGUUAAAUCAGAAUCACUUUAGAUUUAGAAUGUAUCGCCUAAAUUUGAAAUACUAUAAUCAUAUGUGUCCACUUUUGAUGUCGAUAUUCCUUUAAUUAUUAUCGGUAGUCGAACAGAGAUUAAAAAUCCCUAUUCAUAUUAAAAUUUUAUCAUUAGGUUAAAGGCGUAUCCUGCUCAAAACCGAAGGGAAGCACUUAACAGUUCUCCGAAUUACAAUAUCUUCUUGAAGAACAUAUGUCCUAAGAAAAAUUUUCCGUAUCUGGAAAAAAAUAUAUAACAAAAAAAGAAGUAUAUCGUAUUUUCCAAAAAACAGUAUUUGGUUAUUAGUUCAGGCCACUUGUUUGCACAUCUUCUAAUAAUUGCUCCUUGUUUACAAGUACAUACUAACGAAUAUGCAGCAUUGUUAAUCCAUAUAUGCUUUCUUCACUAUUAGUCCUCCUUAACUAUUCAUUGGAUUCCUUAUUAUGAACUAAAUGAACUCCCGAUAGUUUUAGCGGUGAAAAGUUGUGAAAGUGUAAAAACCUUUGUAUUCUUAUUCGAUUCAUCAAAUGAAUCCUGUUUAACAUUACCCGAAGAAAAA
This is a messenger RNA of Diorhabda carinulata, 6702 nucleotides long. RefSeq names its product small conductance calcium-activated potassium channel protein (gene SK). The record is from RefSeq and is a predicted model, not a curated record. Gene Ontology annotation, biological process: potassium ion transmembrane transport. The coding region runs from base 275 to 2683 and encodes 802 amino acids. The transcript is spliced from 15 exons. Gene Ontology annotation, cellular component: neuron projection; neuronal cell body; plasma membrane. Gene Ontology annotation, molecular function: small conductance calcium-activated potassium channel activity; calmodulin binding. Lineage: Eukaryota; Metazoa; Arthropoda; Insecta; Coleoptera; Chrysomelidae.